UAUUUACAAUAAUCAAACACUCCAUGGCUGUGAGGCAAUGGGAGGGUAAAUCUGAACCAGCAGCUCGGUGCUGGUAAUUGAUUCCAUAUUAGCCUAGCCUAGCCUGUGAGCAGUCGGAGAGAUAUUGCUGCUGCGCUUUCUCCAGCGUGGACUGCUCCUACAGGAGAAGAAUAACUAACUCUCAGGUAACUGAAGCGUGCGAGACGAGAUACAGCCGAGCGACCUCACGACACAGCAGGAGCAGGAAACCUGAAACACUAACAAUGACAACCAAAAAGCCGCAGAGCAUACUCCGGGAAGCUUCUCAUCAGAUUAUUGCCGGUGGAUCCGCUGGUCUGGUAGAGAUCUGUUUGAUGCAUCCCCUCGAUGUAGUGAAGACAAGGUUCCAGAUCCAAAGGGGUACCAGUGACCCCAACAGCUACAAGAACCUGGGUGAUUGCUUCCGGACCAUCUUCCGCAAUGAAGGAGUCUUUGGGUUCUACAAGGGAAUCCUGCCUCCGAUUCUGGCAGAGACACCAAAGAGAGCGGUGAAGUUUUUCACCUUUGAGCAAUACAAGAAGUUGCUGAAUUUGACCCCUUUGUCUCCUGGUGUGGCGCUGUCUGUAGCAGGGCUUGGCGCAGGCUUGACUGAAGCUGUUGUCGUCAAUCCAUUUGAAGUGGUGAAAGUCAGUCUCCAGGCCAACAGAGAUUCCUUUGCAGAGCAACCAUCCUCAUUCGCUCAAGCAAGACGCAUAAUCAAGUCAGAGGGAUUCGGACUGAAGGGUCUGAAUAAAGGAUUAACAUCAACACUGGGACGCCAUGGAGUUUUUAACAUGAUCUACUUUGGCUUCUACUUUAAUGUCAAGGAUGCUAUUCCCACCAGCCCGGACCCUACCCUGGAGUUCCUGAGGAAGUUUACUAUUGGCCUAGUGUCUGGGACCAUCUCCUCCUGCGUGAACAUUCCCUUCGAUGUAGCCAAGAGCCGCAUUCAAGGCCCCCAGCCUGUUCCCGGAGAGAUCAAGUACCGCACCUGCUUCCAGAGCAUGGCACUGGUGUACCGGGAGGAGGGGUACUUGGCACUAUACAAGGGGUUGGUGCCCAAGAUAAUGAGGCUUGGACCAGGUGGAGCAGUGAUGCUGCUGGUCUAUGAAUAUGUGUCUGGAUGGCUACAGAGGAACUGGUAACAAAAUAAAACAAUCAAGGAAAGGAAACCCACGAAAGUGCCUUAUGGAUUGUGCCUCAUUGCAGAUAUCGUUAACGGACUCCAGUAAAAUGCCAAAUGAUCAUUACAAUAUAUCUUAGAAUGCAGCUUUCUAAGAAAAAACUACAUCUUCAUCGAAGUUAGUUUCUCAGGAAAUAAAAACAGCUGCAGCAUUUGACAAUUGACAAAUAGAAAACAGGUUUUUAACAGUGGAUCAAUAGGUUUUAAAGGCCCUGAAAACCUAUUUUCUCUGUCAGCUUCUUACUCUGAGCAAUGAGGUCCUACAUGAAAACAAUAUUUUCUGCUAAAUUUAGAACAGUUUUCACAUGAGGGAUUUAUGUAUUUUGUGCUUUUUUUCUGUGCUCUUAUCACUUGUUUGAAGUGGCUGGUGCUCAAUUGGAAACAAAAGUGAUGUCACGUACGUUUGUGCACCAGUCAGAGUUUAGCAAAAUCUGAAGACAGUUGUCAACUCUUAAAAAAAAUAAUAACUAAGAAUGUUUAUAGUAGCUUAUGUAGUCAUGAAUACUUAAUGUUCUAGAGAAAUGCAUAUUUGAAACAAAGUUUUCAGGGGCUUUAAUGUUCAGUUUCAAAUUAAGUAAACACUAAGAAUGGAGUGAUGGAAUUCUUACACUGCAAUCACAAAAGCACUUGGAAAACAAAAAAAAACUCAGCUCCAGACCCACUAUAGAGCACUCAAGUAUAGAUCAUCAUUAUAUAGCUGGACAGUACAUGUUGUAUGACGGAACAAACACAUACUGAGUUCAGAUGAGUCUCAUUUCUUUAUACCAACCUGACCAGAGCUCUGCUGGACUCAGUGGAUCAAACAUCUCUAUCAAACUUCACUCGUAUCUUAAUAUAAACUGCUCAUUAAGAAGCAGCUUGUGAAGUCAGCUACAGUGCACACACCCACUGCAGCGCAGUCUAGACGCACACAUACAUACUCUUGGUAUGUACACAUCUUCAUAUACAACAAUGCAUACGUGAUUAUAAAUAUACACUGUGAUCACACCCUCAGUACUGAGCCUUAUUGUACUGUAUAUCUCAAACAGCCACAGUAGUGCCCAAUGAUUCUUAAUAAGAAUUAUUGUGUAAAAGAAUUUAUUUUACACUGAUCUAGUGUUAAGGCCUAUCGCAGAACUUUUAAUAUCUUUUGCAUGACUGAUAUUUUUAUGCACCUCCUUUAGAUUGGACUAGCAUGAAAUCUUUUUUUCAAGCUUUUAUUGGAAAGAAAUUGUGUUAAUUUGACUUUUUUCAAUCUAAAAUAUUAGCAUUUGUGGAAAGUUACUUACAUGUAUUGGUAACAAAUAAAAAGGAAUAAAAUUCAA
Molecule: messenger RNA, 2505 nt
Organism: Siniperca chuatsi (mandarin fish)
Lineage: Eukaryota; Metazoa; Chordata; Actinopteri; Centrarchiformes; Sinipercidae
Gene: slc25a21
Product: solute carrier family 25 member 21
Exons: 11
Coding region: 264-1163 (299 amino acids)
Source: RefSeq, a predicted model, not a curated record